GCGGCGGCGAUUUCGCUCACCUGGAUGCCAGGAAUGGGGAGGCGUGGCGGCUGAUGCGCGCGCUCGGUCGAAUCCUUCCUGAUCACCAGAAUGUAUGCCUGCAGAAAAUGGUGCAUGUUAACCUGCUAAGAACUGCUGUUCUUUCAACCAUGUCGAUACUCAUCAUGCCUCUUGAGGCAUCAGCAUUGACGUGUCAGCCAGCUAAUUCUUUUGCCGAUAUGCCGAUUUUUAUUGCUGUUGCUCUAAUAGGAGCUGCUGUGGGUGGAUUAUUAGCCCGGCAAAGAAAAGAGGAAUUGAAGCGAUUGAAUAAUCAACUUCGUCAGAUUAACACUGCUCUUAGAAGACAGGCACAGAUUGAAUCGUUUGCUCCUGGCCUUACUUAUGCGCCUGUAGGGAGAGCAACAGAAACUGAGGUUAUUGUUGAUCCCAGGAAGCAGCAGUUGGUGGUAAAUUUGAAAACCGGGAAGAACUACAUGAGGAAUCAAGACCUUGAUAAGGCAGUAACAGAGUUCAGGACAGCUCUGGAGCUCGCAGAAAGCAUAGGGGAUCGCUUUGAGGAGAAGAAAGCUGCACGGGGCUUAGGUGCAUCACUACAAAGGCUGGGACAAUACAAGGAAGCAAUGAGCUGGUACUACAAGGUUCUGGAGCUAUCCAAGGAAACGGGCGAGGAUUCAGGCUGCACCGAGGCAUACGGCGCGAUAGCGGACUGCUACGCGGAGCUCGGGGAUCUGGAGCGAGCCGCGAAGCUAUAUGACAAGUACAUAUCAAGAUUGCAGCCCCGCGAUUGAGCGCUUGGCCGCUCUCAGAAAUAAAACUCAGCUUCCUCCUACUGGUUGGUUGGUUGGUUUUCGGCAAGAAGAAAACGCGCUUGAAUUGUUACUCCCGUAUAUAAAUCGCAGUGGCCCUGCGGCACAUGCGGGUUCAGAGCUCCGCAUGAAAGAUUGAUGGAGAUUGAUUUCCCAUCUUCUGUAAUCCUUUUCCAGGAACCGGUAACUCGGGCACGUUGCGUUGCAGAUGAUCAUAA
This is a messenger RNA of Lolium rigidum, 1024 nucleotides long. RefSeq names its product protein FLUORESCENT IN BLUE LIGHT, chloroplastic-like. The transcript is spliced from 4 exons. Bases 54 to 788 code for a protein of 244 amino acids. Lineage: Eukaryota; Viridiplantae; Streptophyta; Magnoliopsida; Poales; Poaceae. The record is from RefSeq and is a predicted model, not a curated record. Gene Ontology annotation, biological process: chlorophyll biosynthetic process. Gene Ontology annotation, molecular function: protein binding.